Messenger RNA from Micromonas pusilla CCMP1545, 522 nucleotides. RefSeq lists its product as uncharacterized. The record is from RefSeq and is a predicted model, not a curated record. The coding region runs from base 1 to 522 and encodes 173 amino acids. The transcript has a single exon. NCBI's taxonomy places the organism in Eukaryota, Viridiplantae, Chlorophyta, Mamiellophyceae, Mamiellales, Mamiellaceae.
AUGGGGAGGUCACGGAGCGAGAGCUCGAGCUCGAGCGGCGACUCGAGCUCGAGCUCGAGCUCGAGCAGCGCGUCGCGUCGGAGGAGGAAGCGCAAGCGCGAGAAGAAAGAGUCCUCCUCCGCGAAGAGGAAGCGGUCGUCGUCGUCGCGCGGGGAGAGGAAGAAGGACAGCGGCGUCGGGAAAAAGCGACGAAGGUCGUCGAAGGCGAGGGCGGACGACCGCGUCGCGGAGCGUCUGAAGCGGACGAUGGCGUCGCUGACCGCGCCGCGAGCGUCGGACGACGAGAAGCGUGCCGCGGCGCUCGAGAAGCACGCGGACAAGCUCUUCAAGCGCGCGCGGCUGCCGGACGAGUUCGAGCGCGACCGACGCGACGUCCCCGCGCGCGAUCCGACGAGGCUCUCCGCGGUGAUGCGCGGCGCGAAGGGGGCGAUGAGCGCGGCGGAGGCGCGCGCGUACGAUCUGCACAUGGAGCAGAUGAGAGGCGGGCACGGCGGCGCGGCGAGGAGCUUCACGACGUACUGA